This is a messenger RNA of Gopherus flavomarginatus (Mexican gopher tortoise), 3936 nucleotides long. Its product is annotated as dual specificity protein phosphatase 13-like. The coding region runs from base 115 to 747 and encodes 210 amino acids. Gene Ontology annotation, biological process: negative regulation of MAPK cascade; protein dephosphorylation. NCBI's taxonomy places the organism in Eukaryota, Metazoa, Chordata, Testudines, Testudinidae. The record is from RefSeq and is a predicted model, not a curated record. The transcript has 4 exons. Gene Ontology annotation, cellular component: cytoplasm. Gene Ontology annotation, molecular function: MAP kinase phosphatase activity; protein tyrosine/serine/threonine phosphatase activity.
AGAGCAAUAUCCACUCUACUUACUCAAUGCCCCUGUUUUGUGAUUCCAUUCUCCUGCUGUCUGCUAGGCAGGGAGCAGAAGUUGCAGGACCUGGAGCUGCCUUUGAGGUGCAGAAUGGCCUUCAAUUCGUUAUGCAAAGAUGACUUACUGCGCCCCAGGAUACGAAGCGCUUUGAGCCUGACCCCCAGAAGCCGGAGCAGUUAUCAAACGCCAUCUCUGACGGAGCUUCAACGCCUGCUGUGGACACACAAACCUUCCACUGGCCACGUGAAUGAAGUCUGGCCAAACCUCUACGUGGGAGACUUAUAUACAGCUCGGGACAAAGAGCAGCUGCGCCGAAUGGGUAUCACCCACAUUGUGAAUGCUGCUGCUGGCAGAUUUCACAUUGACACUGGAGCUAAAUUCUACAGAGACCUGCCUGUAGAUUAUUAUGGAAUAGAAGCUGAUGAUGAUCCAAAUUUUGAUCUCAGCAUUUACUUCUAUCAAGCUGCCAGAUAUAUAAAAGCAGCGCUGAAUUCUCCAAGAGGCAGAGUAUUAGUUCACUGUGCAAUGGGGAUCAGCCGAUCAGCAACGCUUGUACUUGCUUUCUUAAUGAUCUGUGAAAACAAAACCCUUGUUGAUGCAAUUCAGGCUGUGUGUAAACAUCGAGGGGUCUGUCCCAACUCCGGCUUCCUCAAGCAGCUUUGGGAACUAGACAUGCGAUUAGCAAGGGAAAAAGGAAGAGGAAUAGAUCCCCUCAGGCUUUAGAUGGGGGGACGUCUUCUGAUUAUAGACCAAGAUAUAGAGGUUGCCUCCAGGAAGACUGUACCUCUGGCAAGAUAGAUGAACCCGGAUUAUGCUGUAGUUGCCUGGAGAAAUCCAUAUGGAGCGAGCAGGGAGAGUCUGAAAUUUCACCUCCUGCAGAAAUACAAGCCAGAUCCUCAGUUGGUGCCUGUCAAUGUCGUUCCACUGGACUAAUGCCAAUUCAUACCAGCUGACCAUCUGGCCCCUUCAUUGGAUCCCCUCCUUCCCCAGCAAACCUUAGUGGACUUGUUGGGGUCCCUCACAACCACCCCACACUCUCAGACCCUUAUAAUGAUCAACAGAUAUGUGAGGUCCCAGUGACGCGCUGGAAGCUGAUACACAUCUGUGAAAUCAUUAACACAACACAGUCAGAGCCCACAGCCACGUUCUGAAUGCUAUUUUAUAUAGAAACAAUCAUAGCUUCUAUUUCCAUUGUCUUUUAAUCCCAGUGUCUCAAAACACUUGGCAAAUAAUUGGUUCAAGCCUCUCAACCCCUCAGUGAGGUAGGUAAGUAAUGUUAGCCCCAUUUUACAUAUGGGGAAAUUGAGGCCCGAAGAUGGCGCUUGCUGGAGGAAUCUCUGCACCUUGAGGUCUUUAAACCAUGAUUUGAGGACUUCACUAACUCAGACAUAGGUUAGGGAUUUGUUACAGGAGUGGGUGGGUGAGAUUCUGUGGCCUGCAUUGUGCAGGUGGUCAGACUAGAUGAUCAUAAUGGUCCCUUCUGACCUUAAAGUCCAUGAGUCUACGUUAAACCCCACUGAUGCACUGCAAAUCAGUAACGAUGCCAGGAGAGGAAACCAGAUCCCCUGGCAUCUAGUGCCAUGUUCUAUUCAGAUUCUCCAUCUUUCCCUUUGAAAAAGGAACACUAACCUCAUGUCAGCAAAACCAAACAAUGCACCUACCAAAUCCAAAGCAGCAGCUCUGUAUUCAGUUUUCUCUUUUACGUCCAAUUGACCACAUUCUCUCUCAUGAACAACUGGAAGGAGAUAUUUACUUUGAUGCAAUUACAGCCCCAUGAAGCGCAUUGGCAAAGGCAAAUAAUAUAGAAUUUCCACUCGACAGCAGAUUAAUUUGGUGUGAUGUUUUCCCUGGAGAGUUCUUAAAGGCUUGCAGUAGUGAAAGUGUCAUGCAGCUUGUGUUUUUAGUACUGUGGAUUCUGAGCAGGAAUAGAGGGCUGUAUACACUCGCCCAGAACUGCUGGGUUUUUAAACUGCCACUCAGUAACGUUUUUACUGAGCGCAGCACCUUUCCUGUGUAUGUCUCAAAGUAAUAUGAAAAUGAGACUUCCCUGCAGAGUUGGUGGCUAAACUCAGGUGAUGUUUUCCUUUUCAUAUGCACUGGUAAGCCCUUGCCACCAGUGCUAAUGAUUUGUAUCCUCAAAGGGGUCAGGUGACAGCAAGGUUGAUUUUGUCUCCACUGUUAAGGUAGGACAGCUGAAAGAAGACCGAUCCAUUGAGGAAUGGAGAAAGUGGCUGGGAGGGAGGUCACAGUUAAUGAUGGGGAGUAGGGGAGAAAAUCAGUGUUGUAUUACAACUUUUCAAGGAAAAGCUCUAGGGACAAUGUGAGGGAUGUUUGGUAACCUGUGUUGUACAGGAGGUCAGGCUAGAAGAUCACAGUGGUACCUUCUAGCCUGGGAAUCUAUGACUCUAAGGUCUGAGUGGCCUGCUUAUUGGCAGUUUCAGCAGAGAGGCCAAGUAUUUCAACAAGCAUGGAAGCUGAACUACCCUUUCCCUGUUGUAGGUGGUCCCCCUCCAUGUCAGGGGCAGGGCGUAUUGAUGGGGCAGUGUGAGGAAUCUUGUGUUGUCACUGCCCGACCUGUACCUGUUUUGUGGAUAGAAGCCUUCACUCUCCACAGCUGUCAACCAGACACUUUUUCUGAGCACCGGACUCACUUUAAUUCGGUCUGUACGGUACAGUAGGGCAUUUCUGCGCAAUCCUAGCAGAGCGCAGGUGAUGUUAGAAAGGCACGAGUCCAAAGGCUCAAUGCAUUUAUCCAGCCCAGAGAGGUCAUAACCCCCAUAAAUUCCAUGCCUCUCCAUGAUUACACAGUGGAAUUAAAAUAAAACAGCCAAUGAUCAAAUGCAUUAUUGACAUGUGCCUUGCAUUAUAACAGGGGAACUUGGACUGCGACCCAGUCAGUGCUGUGACAAGGAAACAUGAUCAGAUUCCUCAGGGGGCUCAAAUUCUUAUCCCCAGACAGCUCUCCACCAACAGCAGCAGCAGCUCAUGUUCAACAGCACACAGCAAUGCAACACAAGCAGCAAACCUCACAAUAGCAAUGGCAUGACUCCCAUGACCACUCCAAGUCACUGCAGGCCCAGCAGCAUUAAUUGAACUAGCUAAUGAGGAUAAUAAUAUGUAACUUCUUCAUGGUGGUGUUGUGAGGCUAAGUUCAUGUGUGCAAAGCACUUUUAGUUGCUAGGAUGAAAGGUGUUACAAAAAGUCCUGCUAUGGCAGGUGUCACCAGGUGUCACUAUCCCAUGUAGUUUUCUAGAUUCUCUCUCUUAGCAUGCAAGCAAAUGUUGACUCAGGGGCAGGCGUGCUGUGCUGUUAGCAGUUCUGGUUAUGUAUGGAGUUUUUGCAUAGAGGCAGGUUUGGGUGAGAGGGAGCUGUAUGAGCAGCAGGAGACUGAAUCUGGGGCUCUGAUUAGAGUCAGUUCCUGAAGCAGAGCAGGCAUUGGAGUUGGGCUAAGAUAUCUGGAAGAAGGGGUUGCCCCAUAUGCUGUUUGACCAUCUCAAGUCAGGACCAGUGCACAUGCUGUCAUAAACAGAUAGUUAAGGGUUAAUGUCUCUUUCACCUGUAAAGGGUUAACAGUGAACCUGCAACACCUGACCAGAGGACCAAUCAGGAGACAAUAUACUUUAAAAUCUAGGUGGAGGGAAGUUUUUCUUUGUGUAUUCUUUCUUUGUCCGUGUUCUCUCUGGAUUCUGAGAGGGACCAGACAUGUAAGCAGAUUCCUCCAACCUUUCUGGAAAAAAUCUCUUCUGUUCUAAUUUUAGUAAGUACCAGGAAAAAGGCGAGUUUAGUCUUUUGAUUGUUUCUGUAUUUGCAAAUAUGUAUUUUGCUGGAAGUAUUUUAAAUUGUAUUUUGCUGGGGGCAGGCUUCUCUCUAGUGUCUAUAAGCUGAAAGACCCUGUAACUUUUACCAUCUAAA